AUGGCCACGACAGGCCGCGAGUGCAAGAGCGACGGCGAGAGCGACAGCGGCCAGUACGAGCUCACGGACGUCGACGACGACGACGAAGGAGAAGAGACCGAGACGGGUCCGCAACUGCCGCGUAAAGACGAGGACUCGAAGCAGCGAGCGACGCGGAAGCGCGAGCGCUCGAAUGACGACGAGGAACUCGCGCGGCGGCGACGACGUCGACGGUCGCUGGCGUUUCAUCCGAAGAAAAGGCGCUCGUUGACAGCGAGUGAGAGGAGGACGGGAGCUGCUGGAGGCGGUGGAGCGGGCGGGGCGACGUCGGUCGUGGCGGCGCACAGCAAGCAGUACAUUAGUGACAUGUACUCGACCAUUAUCAAGAUGUCGUCGGAAAAUAAAAUCAAUGUCAAGAAUUCGUGGUCGCUGCACUUGAUUGACCAUAUGGAAGACAUUCUGGACUCGUCCAAGAAAGGUGCUGCAGAAGGACCGGACAAUAUGUACAACUUCCAGCGGGCGAGUUGUACGCUGGAUGCGAGUAUCAAGAUUUACUCGUAUCGAGUGGAUGAUACGUGGAACUCGUCGUAUAAGAUUCUCGAGAACUUGUCUCGGACAGAACAUAAACAUGGAGUGGACGAUGGUGGUAGUGACGUGGAAGGCAGCGCAAAGACUGCACGCAAGACGAGAAAGACGCAUGCGCGGACCAUCGAGAAGAAUUUGAACAAUAUCAACUUGAGGGCCUAUGAUACAGAGUGCGAGGCCGACCCGCUGUUUCACAAGAUGUCUCAAUCCUUUGACGAAGGAGGUGCAAAAGGCAUGUUACUUGCCAAUCUCAGCGUGUAUGACGGGUGUAAGAUUCUACUGAAUUCGUCGGAUGUGAGUGUCGUGACGCGAAAGCCUAUUCAUGAGAUUGGAAGUAAAGCAAAGGAGAAACCAAAAGGUCGUGAGAAUCGAAAAGCGGAAGAAACGUUAGUCCAUAAAGCAAUUGACUGUGCCGUACAGUCUGAACCACUCGACGAAGAGGACGUGACACAAGCUGAAGUUGUCGACGCGAAGGACCAAGUAAGUGAGAACGCGAAGAAAGAUAAAGAGUGGAGUGAUGAAGCGAAGAAUGAAGCCGACAGAAGUAAACUGAUGGAAAGCAGUUCUGCCGACGGUAGUGGAGAAUUGGACAAGGACGUUACAAUGGAAGAAGAACAGACGAGUGGAGAGAAAGAAGGCUUUGCCGAUGAUGUCGAAAUGGCGAAAUUGGAAAAGGAGAAGCAAGUUGCGUCGGACGAUGUCACUGCGGAGGUGACACAGACCAAAGAAAACGAGGAGUCUGCAGAGGAGAGCACCGUGGAAUACACGGGUGCAAUGGGAGGUGAAAGCUCCAGCAGUCUCGGGGCAACGGAGAAAGUUGGAGGCUCUGACAGUCUCGGUGCGACUAGAGAGCGCAUCAAUCUAUCGGUGUUCGGUUGUUUGCCGUGUAUUGAUCAAGAUGUGCAAAAUUUGAGCGUAUGCCCUCCGUUGUACCGGAUAUACAAUCAACUGGAUGAGUUUUAUGGAGAUGAGUCUCGCCACAGACUCGGUCUCAAGAACAACUUUUUGCACACUACACCAGUGAAAGGUCAACGCCAGACACUAGACAAGAAGGAUGCUAUUGCUGUAAAUUUGGGUGGUAUUAUGGAAAGUGCCAGCGAGGAUGAACCGGAUGGUGAAGACGAUGUCUUCGACGUGUCGAUGGACUGUGGCGAAGACAACGCAGACCAUGGUGUUGAUGAGGAUUGCGGUGAAGUCGAAAAUGUCGUCGAUGUGGUCUUCGUUGAUGAUGUGGUUGUGGAAAAGGAAAAUAACAUUAUUGACUUGGCGGAUAGCGGCGAUGAAGACACUCUUGUAGAAGACCUCACGCAAGAUGACAUGGAAAAUGGCUCAAGAGCUCUCGACAAGGAAUUAUCGUUGAGAUCGACUGCUGCCGACUUUUUUCGCACGAGGGUGAACGAGAAUUUGCCGGAGGAUUACGAAAACAAUCUGUUCUCGCAGAUGAUUGAGUCUGCACUCGUCCGAUCUGCAACGCUGGACGAUGAGGAGCAGGGUGGAGAGGACCACGAUGGCAGACAUGACUACUCAUACUUCGACGCUAAGAUGCUUCGGAACUGGGCAGGUCCUGGUCACUGGAAGUUUCCUGCCAUUCGCAAGAUCCAAAUGAAACAGCGCGUUAAGGAAGAGACGGACAAGGAUGAUCUUGUAAGCGUCAACGUAGAGUUUGAUGAAGGUGGUGCUGUGAUCAAGGCUGAACCGACUGAGCUUUCAGCUGAUCGCUUUCGAAAAGGAUGUAACGCUGGUGUGGAUAAAAAGACAGCAAUCACGGUCGACUUUUUUGGAGAAGCUCCUGAUUUCUCCAAGUUGAAAGCUCCUGAUUUCUCCAAGUUGAAAGCUCCAAAGUCUGCAAGUAGCUUGGAAGUGUCGAAAGGGAACUUGAGGAAGCAAGUGGAAAACGCAUCUGAUCUGGUCUUGCCGGUGGACACGCACAUCAAGGUCGGUCUCUUUUUCCGGCACUUUUUGAAGGAAAGGCCUCGCUUUUUCAGAAAACGCAGCAAUAAUGGUUUGGACGGCGUCCAUCGGGAAAGUAUCUCGGCGACUGAUUGCGAGUUUGGAGAUGACGUUUUCGGUGUGGAGGCUGAUGGCGAUCGAAAACCAGUCUUCACGUAUAAUGAAGACAGCGCCGGCUUCGAUGGUGGGUACGAUGAUGAAGAUGAUGAAGAAGAAAGUAGUUGCGGUGCGGAUGAUCCAGGAGCACAAACUUUGUACUCUGUGGAAGGUCUAGUUCGAGCAGAUCGCGUGGUGGAGAAAAUCGGUGUACACUAUGAACGCUUUGCCAAACGCGUGGAUGUGAAGAAGUUGAAGGGGAGUAUAUGGGAGCACUUGGAGAAACAAGUUGUGAAGGGCGUAGGAGAAGGCAAUGGCGAUGGCGGAAAAGCUAGUGACACGGAUGUCGUUUCUGGCAGCGAGUGUGGUAAACGCCCCCGUGACAUCGAGAUGCCUGAGCAGGAUGAGUGCGAAAGUACCGAAACAACUUUUGAGAGCGUGGUAGAACACGUUGCGACCAAGGUUCCAUCGAACGUUACAGUGUCCUUCUACUUCAUUUGCGUACUGCAUCUUGCGAACGAGAAAGGUCUGGCAUUGGUCGGUCAAGAAGACCUGCGGAACUUCCGGAUCCGCAAGGAGGAUGCAUGA
Peronospora matthiolae is the source of this 3198-nucleotide messenger RNA. NCBI's taxonomy places the organism in Eukaryota, Oomycota, Peronosporomycetes, Peronosporales, Peronosporaceae. The record is from the annotation of a GenBank genome assembly.